UGUCAAAGGCUGCAGGUAGAAAGGUUUGGCAGGCUGUCCAGGCAGCAGUGGUCAGACGACAACAUGGCAGCAGCCCUUCUGACUGGCAUCGCAGAGCCACUCGAUAAAUCCGUGGUUUAGUUCCGUUCACUGUCAGCUAGGUAACGUCCGUAAGCUAGCGGUGGUCUGCUGCAGGGAAACGGAAAUCGGGUACAGGCAAUGGAGAGGUGAAGAAAGCCCGUGCUGAUGAAUCCAGAGCUGUGCUGGUGUCAAAGGUGGAUUCAGAGCAACGUGUUGAGGUGGUGCAGCUAUACAAGCUUCAAAUGCCAGAAGAUCUGUUCCACUUUUGGGAUUUCUGCAAGGACCUUUCUCCUGACAACCCCCGUGGUGUGCUGAAAGACUCACUGGGUUUACAGCUAGUUGGACCUUUCGACAUUCUGGCAGGAGCUCACAAAAACUCAAAGAUUCCUCAGCCUAACUUCCACCUUCACUGGAGGUAUUUUUAUGACCCACCAGAGUUUCAAACCAUCCUGCAGGGGAGUGAGGACAGCCAGCAUCACAUUGGCUACUACAGAGAUACUCCAGACUCCCUCCCUUCAUUUGUUGGGGGAAAUGAAGCUAAGAAGGGCUGCACUAUAACACAGAUGGGGGACAACUUGUUUGCUGCAGUCCUUCUGUACCUGUUGAGGAAGCGGAAAGAAAGGGGCAGUAAGAAAGGAGGGGGAGACGCUUUGAAAAGCUUAGAGGCAAAGCUAAGAGACAGGGCAGAGACUCUUGGCUUGUCUUUAGAGCAGAAGACCACAGGCAUGAAGCAGAGGGACAAGAAGGUGGUCGCCAAGACGUUCCACGGUGCCGGCAUCGUUGUUCCUGUAGACAAGAAUGAUGUAGGAUACAGAGAAUUACCAGAAACAGAUGCUGGUCUCAAGAAGAUCUGUAAAGCCAUUGCUGAAGCACAGAAUGAUGAAGAGCGGGUCAAAGCCUUUGGACCUCUCCAGGAGAUGAUCACGUUUGUUCAGUUUGCCAAUGAUGAGUGUGACUACGGGAUGGGUUAUGAGCUAGGAAUUGACCUAUUCUGUUACGGAUCCCAUUACUUCCACAAGGUUGUCAAGCAACUUCUGCCCAUGGCCUACAGCUUGCUGAAUAGAAAUUUGUUUGGAGAAAUUCUGGAGACCCACCUCUCCAACCGCAGCCAUGAUGACCUAGACCAACUCUCUACGCAUUAAAAUUAUUGACGUUCAUUCCAGUUCCAGCUCCUAUAAGCUUUCUCCACCAUGUCCUUGACUUUUGUUGUUUGCUCUGUUGUUGAUGUUUCUUGGUGGUUUCGGUGCUGCUGUUAUUGAUUGGAACCAGUUCAAUGAUAACUUGUUUGUAAAAGUUAGAUGUCUAAUAAAGUAUUUUUAUAUUUUUACCCGUUUUUAUAUCCAAUGUGACACC
Messenger RNA from Monopterus albus (swamp eel), 1413 nucleotides. It is a transcript of the gene hpf1, whose product is annotated as histone PARylation factor 1. Gene Ontology annotation, cellular component: nucleus. Gene Ontology annotation, molecular function: histone binding; poly-ADP-D-ribose binding. NCBI's taxonomy places the organism in Eukaryota, Metazoa, Chordata, Actinopteri, Synbranchiformes, Synbranchidae. Gene Ontology annotation, biological process: regulation of protein ADP-ribosylation; DNA damage response. The coding region runs from base 303 to 1202 and encodes 299 amino acids. The transcript has 8 exons. The record is from RefSeq and is a predicted model, not a curated record.